Monosiga brevicollis MX1 is the source of this 2154-nucleotide messenger RNA. RefSeq lists its product as uncharacterized. Gene Ontology annotation, molecular function: glycosyltransferase activity; protein binding. Bases 118 to 2154 code for a protein of 678 amino acids. Lineage: Eukaryota; Choanoflagellata; Craspedida; Salpingoecidae. Gene Ontology annotation, biological process: carbohydrate metabolic process. The transcript is spliced from 16 exons. The record is from RefSeq and is a predicted model, not a curated record.
GUGCUCGGCUGCAUCGGGAGGGCAGACCAGCGCAUCAAUCAGGGGGGAGGAUGAGGACUUGGGGUUGACGGGGGAAAGAGGCACGGUUUGGCGGGGUGGGGGGGGUCACGGUGCGUCAUGCGGGCCAGCCCGCGCUUGGUGUUGUCGCUGGUGCUGCUGAGCAUUGCGCUGCUUCUGGUCGCCACCAUCAUUCAAGUUCGCAAGAAGCAGUGUCCCGAUCCUGCCGCCGAGCUGGAUGCCGAGAACGUGCGCCUCUUGCGCGAGCUCGAGCAAAUGCAGGCCGAGUAUCACCGCCUGGGGGAACGGGAGCAAACUGCUAUGGAAGAGGUCCUGCGACUAUCACAAGACAAUCUCCAGCUCAAGACCAAGCUCGAAGCUGCCCAGGCAGCUGGCCCCCUGGCCCGCGCCAACGACCACCACCACGUUGGCAACGCACCGCCGCAUCAUCUCAAUCCCGGACUACCGCACGGCGGACAAGCUCCAGUGCCCGGCCAUCCUGUCCCUGGAAAGGCCGACGACCAAACGGGCCUUCAGCCCCCGGCCCAAGCACCCGACCACCCGCGCCUCGCGAUUUUGGUCCCGUUUCGUGGGGCCGAGGCUGAACUCAAACAGUUUGCCCCGCACAUGAAGGUCUUCCUGCAACAACAGCACAUUGACUUUCAUAUUUACGUCAUUAAUCAAGUCGACAAGUACCGCUUCAACCGGGGUCUGCUCAUCAACGCGGGCUUUCUGGAGGUGGAACACGAGUCGGACUACAUUGCCAUGCAUGACGUCGACUUGCUGCCCAUCAACGACAAGCUGCCUUAUGAUUUCCCCCCCUUUCCCCAGCAUGUCGCCGCCCCUUGGCUGCACCCAAUCUACCACUAUGACAACUUUAUUGGGGGUAUCAUGCUUCUAGCCAACGUCCACUUUCGCUUGCUCAAUGGCUUUUCCACCCGCUAUUGGGGCUGGGGUCGGGUGGGAGAGCAAUACACGGCGGGCCGUAAGCGUGAUCACGUCACGGGCCUCUCCACGACCAAGGAGCAAUAUCACCUGGUCCAACGUCGGACGCAGACCAUCUCGGGGGUCGACGUCACCUAUCUGGAUGUUGAGCUCGUCUGUGAUCAUGCCGCGACACCCUGGUGCGAUCAGCCACAAGACUGCAAGCCAGGCUACUAUCGCAAGCCCAUCAAAGGCGACACGGAGGGUCACUGGAUGUGCACGCGUUGCGGGCACAACUGCUGGAAGGGCUUUGUCCUUGUGGGGCAGUGCACCCAAACGGAUACGCCCGUGUGUAUGAAAGUGGGCCGCGACAUUUCCGAGGAGGAAGGUGUGUGUGUGUGUGUGUGUGUGUGUGUGUGUGUGUGUGUGUGUGUGUGUGUGUGUGUGUGUGUGUGUGUGUGUGUGUGUGUGUGUGUGUGUGUGUGUGUGUGUGUGUGUGUGUGUGUGUGUGUGUGUGUGUGUGUGUUGCUGCAUCAAGCCAAGGGGGGCGUGCGUGCUGACCAGGUGUUGUUGGUGGGCUGUAAGGGGGCGGGCAAGACAACCCUCUUUCUCAAGCUGUGUCAUGAUCGACAAAUGCCCACGGUGACCAGCAUGAAGCCAAACACCGCCACUCUGACGGGCGAUCAAGAAGGCCAGCAAACCGUCAUCGCCGAUUUGCCUGGCCAUCAGCGCCUGCGCACGCAAGUGCUUCGUCUUUUGCACGGCCAUCCUCCACCGGCUCGUGAGAUGCCACCGACUUGCUUGGCGGAGGCUUUGCCACGGGCCCGGGGCAUUAUUUUUGUGGUCAAUGGCUCUCAAUUCAAGGAGGAGCUGCGCGAAGUGGCCGAUCUCCUGUACAGCGUCCUCUUGAAGACGCUCGACCGCGCCACGCCAAUCCUUCUCGUCUGCACCAAGCAGGACAUUGUGACGGCUCAAAAGUCCAAGAGCGUCGUUCGACGUCUCUGUGAAGAGCUCACGGCGCUCCAGGAUACGCACAACGGCGCCGUGGUCGAGGACACGGACAACAAGACCACCGAGCAAAGCUUGCCACUGGACAUCGAUGGCCAGUUUCGCUUUGAGCUGCUCGACAACCGUGUGGACAUUCUCGAGACGACGUUCAAGUCCAAGGACGCCACCGCAGUGGACCAGUCACGAGACCGCGUGAAGCAGUGGAUCUUUGACGCGACUUUAUAA